CAUGGAGCCGGCAACCUUCCUGUCCUUCUUCUUGGAUAAAUGAACUUCUUACAUGCCUCUAGCGGACGAGAUUGAGGUCAACUACAUUCAAAUCACAUUGCAAUAUGUCGAGUUUUCGUGAUGAGGGGAUUCCCCAGGGCACGAGCUUCAUGGUCGGCCAGACACUCAUCUUCAUUACCAUUUGGAUAGCGAUCGAUCGCUAUGUGUCGAGACAUGGUCCGAUUCCUCAGGCCAGGACUUUUACCCGAAUCAACAACUGGGCGUACUCCUCAGCGUCUUUUAUCCUGCUAUUCCUCAUUCUCUCGGCCUCCCAUGACGAGAUAUCUCGCCAUCUCUACCAUGCGUCUAAAUUCUACGAGUACCUCGACGUGCUGGGCGUGCGGGCCGGCGGCGGCACCAUCGACCUACACUUUGGCUUCCAUCACCUGACGAUGCCGUAUCUUAGCUACGUGCGGGUCGUGCUGCACAGCGACGGGUGGUGGGUGCUGGCGAUCCUCAACACGUUGCAUCACGGGCUAAUGUAUGCCUACUUUGGCGGAGCGGGGUUCCUGCGGCAGGCUCUGGAAGCGACGGGGACGAUGCAGCUGGUCGUGGGUAUUGGAGGCGAGGUUUGGAUGCUGUGGGGAAAAUGGGGAAAGGAAGAUGCAGAGAUGUGGCCGCAUGCGGUGGGAUUAGGAUUGCUGAGCGCGUAUCUGGUGUUGUGGGUUCGGGAUGUGAGGAUGAGGAGGCGAGAGCACGUCGUCCGGAAUCGUCCAUCAAUGAAGGAGGAGUAGCAGGAGCCUGUCUGAAACACCCAUGCAAAGACUGGAGCUUCCCUUCGAUUCGUUUGCUGUGCCAGUUUCGCAUGCUAUCCUGGCUACAGCUUGAACCGUGGGACCGUGUCCAAUGAUGCUGAUGGCUCUGGUGGCGCAUGUAACAAGAUGGAGACGUUUGGUUCGCGGCUUGAUUAGCGCCAACAAUACAACGAGAACAGCAAAAUUAAACGCAUUACUGGC
Messenger RNA from Ilyonectria robusta, 995 nucleotides. RefSeq lists its product as uncharacterized. Gene Ontology annotation, cellular component: membrane. The record is from RefSeq and is a predicted model, not a curated record. Lineage: Eukaryota; Fungi; Ascomycota; Sordariomycetes; Hypocreales; Nectriaceae. The transcript has a single exon. Gene Ontology annotation, molecular function: fatty acid elongase activity. The coding region runs from base 105 to 773 and encodes 222 amino acids.